GUGAAGAGGAGUAAUUUCCGGGCGACUUCAGGUCUGGCAAGCUUGUCUACGCUGAGUAACUUGACUGGCCGAAUUCCUUCUUUGAAUUGUUAAUAACGUACUAGGGUAAACAGAACCAGAAAGGAGUCUCGUGUUGGACUAAAUUAAGACCAACGUCUUGUAUACAAAAUGGCAGACCAGCUAACCGAGGAGCAGAUUGCAGAGUUCAAAGAGGCGUUCUCCCUGUUUGAUAAGGACGGCGACGGCACCAUCACCACCAAAGAGCUGGGCACGGUCAUGCGCUCGCUGGGACAGAACCCCACUGAGGCCGAGCUGCAGGACAUGAUCAACGAGGUGGAUGCCGACGGAAAUGGCACCAUCGAUUUCCCAGAAUUUCUCACUAUGAUGGCGCGAAAGAUGAAGGACACAGACAGUGAGGAGGAGAUCCGGGAAGCCUUCCGAGUGUUCGACAAGGACGGUAAUGGUUACAUCAGUGCUGCGGAGCUGCGCCAUGUCAUGACCAACCUGGGAGAGAAGCUCACAGACGAGGAAGUAGAUGAGAUGAUUCGCGAGGCCGACAUUGACGGAGAUGGACAGGUCAACUAUGAAGAGUUUGUGCAGAUGAUGACUGCAAAGUGAAGCAGGUGUCCCCUCCACAUCCCUCGCAUAACAUGACUGACUAAGAUCACUCUUGUCUUAAAAAUAAUAAUAAUAAUAAUAAUAAAAAGUAAUAACCGUGAAGAAAAAAACCAACAUCCAUAACAAUCCAACCAAAAUCGUAAACUCACAAACUAUUGAGUGUUAAAAUUCAAUAACUGGUCUGGUCUGGUCUGGUCAAAACCUCCUGGCCCCUUCAGCCUCUGCGCAAAGGAGUACGGAGGCCUUCUCAAGCAUGUGAUCCUUCUUCUUUAUGAGAGUCUUACAGAGAUCCUCACCGUAAAGUAUUCAGCUGAUUAGCUUCUGAAAGGAUGGUUUGAUCGGCUUUGAGGGCGCUAGCUUAUUCCUUCCUGUCUAGCUGAAAAAAAAAGCUCUCCUAUUGGCUACCGUUGUCCCUGUAAAAAGUAAUUCCAAAUUCCAGUUGACGUAAACAGAAUUUGAUUGGACCAUUAGAGUUUGGUCGCCUGAACUCAGGCAAAAGCUUUGGAUUGUCUGUGGCCCCCAUCCAGUUGCAGUUGAAAAGCUUGUUACCACCAUGGAGAUCUGGGCCGUGUACAAAGCUAGAUGUGUGUAAUAUAUGAAUAUAAAUCUACAUAUAUUUGAGAAGAAAAAAACAAAUGACAACAACCAAAAGAAAAUAACAAAAAAAAAAACCAUCAACCAAAAAAAAGUUAGUGUCCACCUAAGAAAGUUGACUUGCACGUAGUGAAAGCCAACUACAUUACGUUGUUGACGUAGAACUGCAGAUGAAUUCCGGCCGUCCAGUGGUAUUGGUCAGUGCCACUGGGGCUUCCUGCCGUGUGUAAAUCAGUCUGUCUGUCCGGUAGACAGUUCUGUGGGCAUACCUGCAGCUACCACUAAAGGAAUGCAUGGUUGUGUGUGGACAGUGUGAGCAAGUUGCAAGACAACAACGUAAAUGUACAGUUAAAUAAUCUACAGGUUAAAUGUGGUGCAAAUACCAGUAUGUUAUGCUUAUGCUUACUUAACAGAUACAAGUUAAAAAAUAAUACAAGUUGUGCAUCAUUACAUAUUAAUGUCUGUUGAACCUUGCAUUGCCUAUUGUUACUGCAGUUUAGUAUGACCUGUGAUUUUUCUUUUCCCUUUUAUUCUAUUUUUUAUUUAAAGUUGUGUCCACAGUUUUAUAAAUGUGCCAUAAGAAUCUCAAGCCUCAAACUCACUUGCAAGAUGACUUGUAGUAAUUAUUAUAAUAUAUAUUCAAACAUACAUAAAUACAUAUACAUUUAAAUUAUAUAUCUACAUUUACAUACACAUAUAAAUAUAAAUAUAUAUCUAUAUUUGCACUCUUGUGUGAACCGUAACAUGUUAAGUCACCAACGAGGAACCAAAAUUUUGCUGUCGCUGCUACCGCUACAACUCAUUUGUCUUUUGCAAUUGUGAGGUAAUUCACCCCCUCCCAGUCUGCCAGCUGCUUCUGCAGCUCGUCCGCCUCACCGCUUUGCUGUGUGACUGAGCAUUUAAAUAUGAACUGCCUGCUUAGUACGUCUCAAACACAAGGCAAACCUCGAAUGGAUUUCAGAUGUGGAGAACUUGAGGCGAGGGACAGAGUUUAUACUCUCGGACGUGGUGUGGUUUGGUUCUCGUGGCGUGACCUUUUGGCAACGUUGGAGUAGAAGAGCGUAAUGUGUUUGAUCUCUGUGGUCAGGUGUCUCACACUGGCCUUUGUUUCAGGUGUACAAAUGGAGGUUGCAGGAAUGUGGACUGUUAAAACAUGUAGAACUAUCUGCAAAUAAUGUGUGGAAUAAAAUAUUGUUUUGCAAUAAAAAGUAUAUUAAUGUUCGGAAA
Alosa alosa (allis shad) is the source of this 2439-nucleotide messenger RNA. RefSeq names its product calmodulin 3a (phosphorylase kinase, delta) (gene calm3a). The coding region runs from base 169 to 618 and encodes 149 amino acids. The transcript has 6 exons. The record is from RefSeq and is a predicted model, not a curated record. Lineage: Eukaryota; Metazoa; Chordata; Actinopteri; Clupeiformes; Clupeidae. Gene Ontology annotation, molecular function: calcium ion binding.